CUGACUGACUGAUGAUAUUGCUAGCGCUCAGCACAGACUUAGAUUUUUUUAAGCUUGCGCCCUCACUCAUGAAAUAUUUACCAGGCAGGCUUUCCUCUCAUCAGUCAUGGAGGAAGACGACCCAGUAGUGGAGGAGGUCGAUGUCUUCUUGUCAAAGAGCCUAGCAGAUAACCUGUACCUCUUCCAGUACCCGGUGCGACCAGCUUCUAUGCCCUACGAUGACUUUGAUCGUGAUCUUGUUCGAAUCAAACCUGUUCAACAGAAAGUUGAGAUUGAACUAUUGAUGGAUACAAGCAAUGAGAACUAUUCACAUAGCAAAGGUGAACAGAUUGCUCGCAAUGUUGAUGGUGCUUUUCCAGGUGAAGGCUCGAUCUUCAAAAGCGGUAUUAUGAAUAAACAAUUUCUAACAUCCUCUAAUGCUGUGGUCCCCUCUGAGAUUCAUCGCUAUGCUGUUGGCAUGAUCCAAGAAGGUGAGCUACAUUUGACACCCCUCCAUGGCAUACUUCAACUUCGACCUAAUUUCAAGUACUUGGAUAGAGCAGACAACAGGCUAAGAGAAGAAAAGGCAAAUAUGGAGGGUGAAUCUUCUCAAGAUGAGGAAGAGGCUAAGCCAAAGGCGGUGACUGUCCGGUACACACGAGCAGAGACAGAAGAAUCAAGGGCGCGCCGAGAAGCCUCAUUUCAGUACAUUGAAGAGAAGAUGGCCCAGGAAGCUUGGUCUAACGUUGAGUACCAGAACCAUGAUAGCCAGGAAAGUGUUACUGAUCGAAACAAGUUGAUAUGCCAGUCAGAUGAUCAAGAGGUCUCCCAGCUGUACCUCUCUCACAAAGAUUACUUAUCGACAUUAUUAGCGCAACCAGAGGCUGUAGAAGAGAGAAAGCAGACGAGUCAGACAGAAGAGCUUUCUCUUGUGCAGCUGCGGACAUUGGGUCUUGCUGAUCAAGUCCGUCUGUUACUGGUCAAUGCUAAAUUACUGAUAUUCAGUGACAUCAUGAGGUUUGUACAUGGUUCUCCUGACACUACAUCUGUUCUGAAAACUUUACAAACUGUUGCUGUGCUGGUGCAAGGAUGCUGGGUGGUAAAAAGUGAGGUGCUAUACCCUAAGGACACCACUAGUCCAUUAAGUGGCAUCGCAUCUGAAAUUCUUUGCAGGGGUCGAGAUUACAUGCUUUGGCAUUUUACCCAGAAUUCCUGUAUCAUAAGGAAAGAUCUAGCUGCUAUUAUAAAGCUACCAGCUGAUGAUGUAAAGGAAAUUAUGUCGCACGUGUCUCGCCCUGUAGCCCGUCAAGGCUGGGUGUUUUUAUACAGCACAGAUGAACACUUCAUUAACAGUUUCCCUGAUGUUGUACAGAGACAGAGGAUGCUGUGGGAUGCAAAACUACAACAUUUAGCAAAUCGCUCUCGACCCCGUACGAAGUCGUUGUCAAAGUCGGAACCAAUGGAUGUUGAUAGUCCAACAAACCCACAAAUAGCAAACCACAAUUCCUCGGAGAAUGUUGCAGCACGAGCAUUGAAUGUUGAUGACAGUGCAGCAGUAGCUUCCGCUGGUGAUCCUUCUAGCGACCUCCACACUCAGCAGUUGAAACUACAGGAAUUUAUACGGCAGAAAUUACUUGCCAACUCCAUCCUUUCACUGACCGAUCUGAAGAAACUGGCAUUGCUGAAGGUGGCGCAGAGCUUGCCGGGGGAGAUGAGUGUCAGUUUGUCCGACUUCCAGGUUGAACAAUGUGCAAUUAAAGCUGGAGCAGUUCAUGUCAACGUGGCAUGGCCUCCAAACUACACAGGAAAUUCCAAGUUGUUUACUUUCAGGAAAAUAGGCGAUGACUUUGAUGAUUUUAGAGGAGUUUUACUAGAUAUGUACUUGAAGGAUUUCAAACACCGUAGAAAUAGUAUUGCGGACAAGUUCCGAGAAGUUUUAGGAAAAGAGCCCUCUACCAAGGCAGAUUUUGACAGGGUAGUUAAGGCAUUGUGUGUGUGUCGAGGCCAAUUUUGGUAUUUAAAAGGAACAGUGCCAAGUUGAUGAAAGCAUGAUGUCUGCAUAGGAUACGUGACCAAAAAGAUAAAAUUCCCAAUCUAGGAACGAGAAUGGAUUACAAUUGCAAUAAUAAUAAUAACAUAAACUGUUUUUCAAAAAUACCUUGUCAAGGAGGUUACGUAUUUACUGCUGUCUGUCUGUUAACAAUGAAUGGAUCAUUAAAUUUAGUGGAAUGGUACAUAAUAAUCAAAGAAAGACAUGGAGUGACUGCUCUACAGAUGGAUUACUUAAAAUAUGCAAUGUUUUUGUUUUUGAGUAAUUAUCAGAUGUUGGCCUACAAAUGAAAAUGAUAUCUGUUAACAAAUGGUUCUCUUUGGCACAGUGCUUCAUACAGUAUGCAAUGUUAAAUUGAAUUUUCCACAACUUGACAUCAGAAUUUGUAAUACUAAAA
Anneissia japonica is the source of this 2426-nucleotide messenger RNA. Its product is annotated as DNA-directed RNA polymerase III subunit RPC5-like. The record is from RefSeq and is a predicted model, not a curated record. Gene Ontology annotation, biological process: DNA-templated transcription. Bases 107 to 2020 code for a protein of 637 amino acids. The transcript has 17 exons. NCBI's taxonomy places the organism in Eukaryota, Metazoa, Echinodermata, Crinoidea, Comatulida, Comatulidae. Gene Ontology annotation, cellular component: nucleus; RNA polymerase III complex.